UUGUUCAAAUCACUAUAUAAUCACAUGUAGAUUCGCAAGGGCAAUAAAGAGAACACUGUGUGACUGUUCUUCACUCGGAUCGGUUCGAUCCGAAACGUAAUGAGACGCAUCAUCAUCAUCAUCAACAUUUUGUGCUUAUAAUUUGUGAAAAUAAAAAAUUCUGAUAAAAAAAAAAAAUGUCGAGGAAGUUGAUUCCCAGUUUUCAGACACGAUUUGGGAAGUAUUGACGAGGAUGUUGAACGUCAAAGAUUCUGGACCAAGAAAAGAUGACUCCCAAUCUUUUUUCUAUUUCGUCAGAUGUAUAUUCUUUUUGGCUCAUUCCUCUCUUUUUUAAUUAUAUUUAUCAUUUUAAAUUCAAAGGCAAAAGGAAGCAAUUUUUUUCAUGUUUAUUUUGUUUAUACAUAUAUCAAAGAAAAAGAAAGAUGGAAAAUACCUCAACCGAGAGAGAUUGUGCGAUGGAGAAUUUUAUGCAACUCAGAAGGGAAAUCAAAAAUGCCAAGCAGUAAAACUAGAAUUGCAAUUAUCGGCGGUGGAGUUGCCGGAUUAAUUGUUGCAAGACAUGUAAUUUCAAGACCUGAAAUUUACAGCGUUUGUCUUUUUGAGCAAACGAAUAACAUUGGUGGCACUUGGGUUUACACUGAUGAAACAGAAUUUGACGAAAAUGGACUACCUGUUCAUAGCAGUAUGUACAAAAAUCUCAGAACGAAUUUGCCAAAAGAAAUUAUGCAGAUUCCUGAUUUUCCAUUCAAGGAUACUGAGGGAUCUUCUUUCGUUCAUCACAGCGUUAUUCGUCAAUAUCUUGUCGAUUAUGCUAAACAUUUUAAUUUACAUCCUCACAUUAAGCUUAAUACUUUGGUGAAUCACGUGGAACCUGAAAUCUUAUCGAGUGGACAAACAAUUUGGUUGGUGACAUUUACAGAUUUGCAAACGAAAAUAGUUAAGAGAAAAUUAUUUGAUGCUGUUAUUUUAUGCAAUGGUCAUUACACUGUGGGACAUUUUCCUCAAAUUCGAGGAAUCGAAACAUUUCCCGGUGGAAUUAUUCACAGUCAUCAAUAUCGAAAACCGGAAAAUUACACCGGUAGAAAAGUUUGUAUUUUGGGCGCUUCAUGGUCUGGAAUUGACAUCACUCUUGAAUUAUCGAAAUUUGCGGAAAAAAUUUAUCUGAGUCACAAUCUUCCAGAGCUUUUGGAUGCAAAAAUGUUUAAAAACGUGGAACAAGUGCCUGGAAUUAACUACAUUUGCGAAAAUACUUUUUUCUUUCACGAUGGUUCGUUCGCAGAGGUUGAUGAUUUUAUAUUUUGCACAGGAUACGAAUUUACGUACCCGUUUUUAUCAAAAAAAGUGGAACUUUGUACGAAAGACAAUCACGUAGAACCAAUUUACAAACAUCUUGUUCAUAUGAAAUUUACGAAUUUAUUUUUCAUGGGAUUACCAACAAUUGUCAUACCUUUUCCAAUGUUUCACAUUCAAGCUCAAUAUAUUUUAGGAAUUUUAGAAGGUCGUGUCAAAUUACCUAAUUCUGAAAAAAUGAAAGAGGAAUUCGAUAACGAGAAAAGAUCUUUAUUGGAAUCUGGAAUUCCUAUAAGACAUAUCAAUAGAUUAAUGGGUCGACAAUGGGAUUAUUAUGAUGAGUUAGCGGCUGCAGUUAAAAUUUCAAGUUUUCCACCGGUAAUUAAGAAAAUUUACUAUCACUCCAUUGAAACGCGUGAAUUGAAUUUUGCAAAUUACAAAAAUUAUCAAUAUCAUAUCGUCGAUCAAGAAAAUUUCACUGUAUGUUGUCGUAAAUCCUGUUAGUGUGUAAAAAAUAGAAAUAAAUGUUCAAUUGUUAAAAAUAUUUUAUACAUACAUAUAGAUAUAUAUAUAUAUAUUUUUUAAAUUUAUUAAUAUGAAACAGUAUUCACAAGAAUUAAGAAAAAGAAAAAAAGAAACGAUUAUUAGUGAUUUUAAAAUCACUGUUAAAAUAUUAUAAUGUUUUAAUUUUACAAAUUUUUUAAAAAUACAUAUUAUCAGAUUUUAUAAUUUUUACAAAUAAAGACUUUUUACUUAAAAUUUUUAACUAAUUCGUUUAAACUGUGUACUUCCAACCUACUUUUGUGUGUAAAUUUCAUUCUACUAUAAAAUUUUCGAAUUUCUAAUGCCUUCUUUCUGCCUUCUUUAUUAUUUGAGUUUCUGCUUAUCCGAGAUUUUACUGUAAAUCGGUAAUCAGGAAUCUAUAUUGUCGACUGAUGGUAAAACGAAAAUAUAAAAAUUUACCGAAUUGCAUUUUUCAUUAAUGAAUAUCGACUUGCAGAAAUGUACCUUGCCGACUGAUUUAAAAUGAAGAUAUACAAAAUUACCUACUUGAA
Molecule: messenger RNA, 2345 nt
Organism: Leptopilina boulardi
Lineage: Eukaryota; Metazoa; Arthropoda; Insecta; Hymenoptera; Figitidae
Exons: 8
Coding region: 298-1794 (498 amino acids)
Molecular function (GO): NADP binding; flavin adenine dinucleotide binding; N,N-dimethylaniline monooxygenase activity
Source: RefSeq, a predicted model, not a curated record